Physella acuta is the source of this 1660-nucleotide messenger RNA. Its product is annotated as cytochrome P450 2J6. Gene Ontology annotation, cellular component: cytoplasm; intracellular membrane-bounded organelle. NCBI's taxonomy places the organism in Eukaryota, Metazoa, Mollusca, Gastropoda, Physidae. Gene Ontology annotation, molecular function: steroid hydroxylase activity; oxidoreductase activity, acting on paired donors, with incorporation or reduction of molecular oxygen, reduced flavin or flavoprotein as one donor, and incorporation of one atom of oxygen; iron ion binding. The record is from RefSeq and is a predicted model, not a curated record. Gene Ontology annotation, biological process: xenobiotic metabolic process.
UCCACCUAAUAGGACGCUGUUUACUCCAUGCAGUAGGAUUUGUCCACAUUAUUUUAUUCCAACCACGCCAAAGUUCAAGAACUGUAGCAUCAAAUAGCAUAAAUGGAGUGCAAGGACUGGGAUGUGCCAGAUAAACCAGAGACAUUGGUAGCCAAUCUCGCAAGAAAACAAAAUGGACUUGACGAUUUUGCUUGUCGUGGUAGUUUUCAUCACAUCGUCAUUGUAUUGGGCAGUUAAAAAACCUAAACAUCUUCCGCCAUCCCCUGGUAUAGCUCUGCCUGUUGUCGGCCAUUUGUAUUUGAUGGAGCGAGACCCAAGACAACAGUUUAAAAAAUGGUCUCAAAAACUUGGCGAUGUCUUCAGUUUAAAGUUAGGGCAAGAAACAGUCGUCGUUUUGAAUUCUUUUGAGGUAAUAAAGGAAGCGUUUGUUAAACUCGGUGACUGUUUUUCAAAUAGAUCAGAAACAGCUUUUGUUGUUAAAAACGUACCACAUAUGGAUAAAGGUGUAACUCUUUCUUCUGGUGAAUACUGGAAAGAACAAAGAACAGUUUCACUUUCAAUUCUGAAAAAAUUCGGACUGGGGAAAAAUUCUUUGGUUGAAAUGAUAACAGAAGAUGUUAAUGCUUUUAUGGAUGAGAUCGCGAAAGAAAAUGGCAGACCGAUUAAGAUCCGGGGAAUAAUCAACGUUAGCGUUUCAAAUAUUAUUUGUUCAAUUAUUUUCGGACAAAAAUUUGAGUUUAAUGAUCCUAAAUUUAAACGUUUAAUCGUGCUGGUAAACGAGUUUGUUCGUCUGAAUUCUGGAGUCUCGCGCCUCAAUUUUCUUCCUUUAUUAAAAUAUCUGCCAAAAUACAAGCGUAGCGGAGAAAAGCUGGUAUCUACAGCAAUAGAGCUGCGAGAAUUUUCCACUUUUAUGGUGAAAGAAAUCACUAGAAAUUACAAUCCGAAUAGUCUUGACAAUUACAUCUUAGAGUAUGUCCACGAGAUAGAGAAGAACGAUCGCUUGAAACAGUCAACAUAUUUAGACGAGGUCAGCCUUAUUCGAAACAUUGAAAACCUGUUUGUAGCCGGCACUGAAACCACGAGCAGUACCAUUUUGUGGAGUCUGUAUUUUGUCUUACACAAUCCACAAAUACAGGAUAAAAUUUACCAGGAGAUUAAAGAAUAUAUUGGGUUAGACCGCGUGCCCAACAUGUCUGAUAAACCACAGCUCAAGUAUUUGAACGCUUUCAUCAUGGAGGCCCAGAGAAUGGGCAACCUUGUGCCGUUUGGAAUCACGCACGUGUGCGCGCAUGACACGGUUCUAAAAGGUUUCACUAUCCCAGAAGGCGCUCAGGUCAUUCCAAAUUUAGACGCUGUUCUCAAAGACGAAAAAAUCUGGGGAGAUCCUGAGAAUUUCCGACCUGAAAGAUUUCUGGACGAACAAGGAAAUUUGAUAAAGAGAGAAGAAUUCAUACCGUUUUCUAUUGGUCGUAGAAAGUGUCUUGGAGAGUCUCUAGUAAAGAUGGAACUGUUCUUGUUCCUGUCGUCCAUGUUUCAGAGGUUCGAGUUCCUGCCUGUUGACCCAAACCACCCUCCUGCCUUUAGAGAAAUUUUUGGUCUGGUUGUUUCCCCUGCACCUUUUGACAUCAGAUGCGUGGACAGACGUCAGAAGCUACAAUAG